This is a messenger RNA of Daphnia magna, 3498 nucleotides long. RefSeq lists its product as uncharacterized. Gene Ontology annotation, biological process: IRE1-mediated unfolded protein response; intrinsic apoptotic signaling pathway in response to endoplasmic reticulum stress; protein phosphorylation. Bases 304 to 3303 code for a protein of 999 amino acids. Gene Ontology annotation, cellular component: IRE1-TRAF2-ASK1 complex. Lineage: Eukaryota; Metazoa; Arthropoda; Branchiopoda; Diplostraca; Daphniidae. The transcript is spliced from 15 exons. Gene Ontology annotation, molecular function: ATP binding; RNA endonuclease activity; protein serine/threonine kinase activity. The record is from RefSeq and is a predicted model, not a curated record.
AGAAAAAGAUAACGUUAUCUACCUGAAUUUAGACUACCUUGCGAUAAACAAUAUAAGUGAAACGGGGCGUUGGUCGCGUCACUUUGUUUAAAUCUAUCAAAGGUAACCAAAGUAAUUACCACUGCUUCGUAACCAGACGAGCUUGUUUAGGGGAGAGGGUAGUCUAAAGCAAAACAGGACCACGGCUGAUGGCGGAAGGGACUGCCCCACAGUCCUGCAUGUUGGGCGUGUAGUCAGUUGGGACCUCGUCUUCAACAUUAACAGCCGUUAUCCUCUUUGUAAAUAUCUACCAGUUCUGAAAAGAUGACAGAUGCUGAACAACCGAAACCAGCGGAGGAUUUUUUCUUUAAGGGGAAAAGAUUGGAUUGCAAAAACAAGAUUUUCGGUAAAGGUUUUUUCUUGUUUGACGGAUAUUGGAAGGAAAAUGAAAAUGCAGGUGCUGAAAAGGAACGCGUGAAAUCGAAGACUUCUAAUCUAAAAAAAGAAACUGCGAUAAGAAGAAUUAAAAAUGAAGACUGCCUUGAUGGGUGGAAAGACGUGGCCGAUAAGCUCGUCAAGGGCAACCUGAAUCACAAUAAUAUCCUACGAGUUUUCGGUUAUGAGGAAGACGUAGCCAAUGGAUGGAGGUAUUUUGCUCUGGAACCGUACAGUGCCACUUUAUACGAAUAUUGCAAUGGCCGGUACAAUGGACCGAUGCCAAAUGAAUCGCAAGUUCUUUAUCAAAUAACCAACGGCGUCAGCUACCUGCAUCUCAACGCUAUUGUACAUGGCGAUUUAAAUCCAUUAAACGUCGUCAUUACUGCCCAGUCGCGUCCUGUGCGCAUGAAAAUUUCAGAUUUUGGAUUGAGCAAAUUCAGUUAUAGCAAACAGCUGUUGGAAAAAGGAGAAAUUUUUAACUCUGGAAGGAAACUCUGUUUGAGAAAGUAUUGGACACUGUCAGAGGAAACUGACUCGCUGGAAGGCAUCGAAGAUGCCACCGAAGAUGUCAUUGCAGCUGGAUGCAUUUUGUUUUAUUAUCUAACCCGUGGCGACCACCUUUUUGGUUAUGUUAAGAGAAUUAAUCCAUUAGAAACCCUUUUUGGCUUAAACCUUUUUGGUGAUGACUUGAUUUUAGAGUCAAUCUUGAUAAACCUAAAGGAAAAGAAUCCAGUCUAUUUAAAAAGAUUGGGUGAAAAUCACUUUGCGUACGAGCCCAUCAAAAAUAUGAUAAAUCCCCCAGGAAAAGGAUUCAAUUGGUUGCACAUAGCCAAUGAGAAAUUUAAAGAAGCACUUUCACUCCAAGUCAACACCAACAAACUACUUCGUAGUGGACCUUUUGGACAAGUGUUCGAGGGGAAAUUUAACGGCGAUCCCGUUGCAGUCAAACAAAUGCCGACGACAACAGCUGAAAUUAUUCAAAUAAAAAUGAAUACGCACAUAGAAUUGAAUCACGUCAACGUAGUGAAACUCUUUGACGUCGCUGAUUCGGCCGACAAUAGAUUCACGUAUCUGGUUUUGGAAUUGUGUUCCGGGACAUUGACGGAUUAUUGCGAAAAGAAAUACAGCGGACCGAAAUUGCCACCAGACGAAUUGGUCCUUUAUCAAAUCGCCAAUGGAUUGCAUUACAUCCACUCGAGAGAUUUGGUGCAUCGCGAUAUUAAACCGGAAAACAUCCUUAUUUCAAUGAAGACGCCCGUUCAGAUGAAAAUCUCUGAUUUGUCAUUUGUUAAGAAAACACGCCAAGGUAUUUUUUCUCAGAGCGAAAGUAGAGGAACUCUUCGGUGGAUGGCACCUGAGAUACUUAAGGUCAAUAAUAACAAGCCUGCCGAGCUCCCAGAUGGAACAAUCAAAAGUGACACGUUUUCAUCCGGAUGUGUUUUUUUCUAUUUCCUGACGCGUGGUAAACAUCCAUUCGGAAAUAAAGACACUUUCAAAGACAAUAUUUUAAAAGGAAAUCCGAUAGAAUUCGUCAAGUACAAGCAAAAUUUGGCGGCAGACGACGUAAACGGAGAAAUCCUUGCUGGUUUGAUUGAAAAAAUGAUUCAAUUUGAAGAAAAAGAAAGAAUCGGAUUGCCUGAGGUCAUAAAAGAACUAGCCGCUGUAUUGUACGGGAUGGACAAAAGCAAAUGUCAAUUGAGGCUCGUUGAAGCGUCGUUAGGUGGGAAGUACAUGAUCCGUUCCCACCCUACUGAACUGAUUCUUGCAUGUGCCAAUGAGGAAAAGUUAAUAUUUUACACUGCCGAAAAUUUUGCUAUUCCGUUUUCCAAUUGGAGAAAGAAGAAAGAAGUCAUAUUUCAACAUCUAAACUUUUGGAGUCUUAAAUCGCUUGAGUGGAAUAUUAACGGGACCCAACUAGCUGCUGGAUUCGAUGACGAUUGGAAGAACCCAACUCUCGUCGUAUGGAGUUACCCAGAGUGCAAAAUCCUCUUUCAAGAGAAAUUUGAUGAGCGUAUCGAAAAAAUAAAUUGGAAUCCAACCAGGCCCAACUUAUUUGCUGGAUGGGAUUCGUUGCCUGGACAAGCUGUCUUAUGUGAUUCAUCCAUUGGCGACGUGAUCACCACAAUUGACUGUGAAGACGUUACGGCUGUGAAGUGGAUCUCUGAAAAUCGAAUCGCCUUCUCUUUUUUUGAUGGAAAGAUCAAAAUUUUUGAAAUGGAGGAAAACAAUUUGACAACAACUCGACCCGUGAAAAAAUUCAAACAUGGAGAACGUUGUGAUUAUCUGGAGUGGAAUGAAAGGACCCAAUAUUUGGCCAGUUGUGGUGACAAGCGGAUCAAUAUUUGGUCUAUGCACCACGACAGGCCAAUUUAUAGCCUGGAGAUUCCUCUACAGAUCCUCAGGGGAAAAUUUGCUUGGCGCUUGUGCACAGGAAAUAGGGAAGAAAUGGGCGGAAUCGAAAUGGCAAGGAAAUCAGCCAAAAACUUCACUUUUGCUUAUGCAUCGAGAGGCAAAGGCGUUUUUAUUUGGAAUCCUCUGGAAAGCGAACAACAGCAGCGAAGUCUUUCCGAAGAUACAGACAUACAAAGGGUCGCCUUUUCAUCGGACGGUCAAUUUCUUGUAGCCGAGGGCAAAAAGAAAUUAAUGAUUUGGUCAGCGGAGGACUGGGUACAAAUAUACAAAGUCAACAUGGAUAUAAAAAAUAUCCUAAUUAAUAUAUCAUUUUUUACCAAAAAAUCUACAAACCUUUACGAGAAUAGACUUAUAGUCAAUUAUAAGAUUGCGGGCAGCAGCUUAUUUGAAUUCGCGUUCGAAGAAAGUAACAUUUCUGAUUCGGCCAGUGCAAUACCAACAGAAUCCGAUGAGGAUGUCAUGAACCUUACGUGAUAGAAGACGUGGUCCUUUUAAACGACUAAAGGCGCUAAUCUUCUAAACAGAACCAAGUGAAGAAAAUUUAGUCCUGCAAAAAAAAAAAAAAAAUGUAACUAAAAAAAACUAACUUGAAUGAUAUUUUUAUCCAAAUGUAGUUUGACUUUUUUAAACUAUAGAUGUUAGAUUAAUAAAUCUGAUUGUUUCACUGGA